Molecule: messenger RNA, 1383 nt
Organism: Zychaea mexicana
Lineage: Eukaryota; Fungi; Mucoromycota; Mucoromycetes; Mucorales; Lichtheimiaceae
Product: homoserine O-acetyltransferase
Exons: 3
Coding region: 1-1383 (460 amino acids)
Biological process (GO): L-homoserine metabolic process
Molecular function (GO): homoserine O-acetyltransferase activity
Source: RefSeq, a predicted model, not a curated record
AUGUACAAAACGUAUGCUACUGCUGAGGGUCUUCCUCCGGCACUCGCACAGAAUAAGCUUGUCAACCUUAUUGCCGAGCAGAAUAUAUCUAUUGUUCCGGAAUUCACUUUGGAAUCAGGUGUCAAACUUCAUAACGUCCCAGUAGCUUGGAAAUCAUUCGGCAAACUCAAUGAGCGAGGCAACAACUGCAUGGUUAUUUGUCACGCUUUAACAGGCAGUACCGAUGUUGAAGACUGGUGGGGUGCCCUGAUGGGACCACGACGAGCCUUUGAUCCGACCAAAUUCUUCAUCGUCUGCUGCAAUGUACUUGGUUCGCCGUACGGAUCGGCCUCACCAUUGACGAUCAAUCCAGAGACAGGCGAGCGCUAUGGUCCUGAAUUCCCGCUCGUGAGUGUGCGAGACGACGUCAAGUUGCACCGUUUAAUAUUGGAUCAGCUCGGCGUGAAACAGAUUGCGAUAUGUGUGGGAGGAUCUAUGGGUGGAAUGCAAGUGUUGGAAUGGUCGCUUAUGGGCAAGGAUUACGUAAAAACAAUUGUGCCAAUUGCUACUUCUGGACGGCAUUCAGCGUGGGGUAUCAGCUGGGGUGAAGCACAGCGCCAAUCGAUCUAUAGUGAUCCGAGCUAUGACGACGGCUACUAUCCCGAUGACAAGCCUCCGAACGUUGGUUUAUCUGCUGCUCGCAUGUCGGCCUUGCUUACUUACAGAUCACGCAACUCGUUCGAGUCUCGAUUUGGCCGCAAAGCUGCCGAUACGAACCGCAUGGCUCCUCCCAAGCGCCCCAACUCACCUCGCGAGGCUAAUUUGUUUAUCCACAACGACGGACAUAAGAAUGCCGGCACAUCAACGUCAUCUCCUCGCUCGUCUAUCGACAGCAACGCUGAGCGCGCACAACACACCACCAUCAACGAUCCACCCAUGCCCACCGCACGCGUCUUUUCAGCACAGUCUUAUCUGCGCUACCAAGGUGAAAAGUUCAUUGGCCGUUUCGAUGCCAACUGUUAUAUUGCUCUGACAAGAAAGAUGGACUCGCACGAUGUGUCGCGAGACCGUGGCGACUACGAACAGAUCCUGCAAUCGAUUGAACAGCCCGCGCUCGUCAUUGGUAUUGAGUCCGACGGCCUUUUCACCAUCUCGGAACAGUACGAGCUUGCCGAGACGAUACCGAAUGCGGAAAUGGUCACCAUCCAGUCCCCGGAUGGCCACGAUGGGUUCUUGCUCGAGUUUGACCAGCUCAAUCGACAUCUGCUGGCAUUCAUCCAACGCGUUGCGCCGGAUAUCUAUGAAACAUCCAUGGUCAGUGAAGAAGAGGCAGAACGACAGGAAAUUCUAAAGGCAACCAAGGCAAGCUUGUUCGGCGAAGCGGAAGACAUUACCCAAUGGUAG